Didymodactylos carnosus is the source of this 4698-nucleotide messenger RNA. NCBI's taxonomy places the organism in Eukaryota, Metazoa, Rotifera, Eurotatoria, Philodinida, Philodinidae. The record is from the annotation of a GenBank genome assembly.
CACCAUUGAGAUACAAUUGAUUAUAAACGUACGGAAAUAUGUUGAAAGAGAAAGGAAGCCAAGAACAUUUAGAAGCGUUUAAAGACAUGAGAUUGGAAGAAGACCAGUGAGAAACAGAGUUUAUACAAUUUUGAACAUAAGAAAAAUUAGAAGAAUCAGUACAGUAGAGGAAAGAGGAACAAUCAAAAAAACAUCAUCAGCAAAGAGACAGAUUUCACAAUUAUGUGGAAGUGAGCUUACACAUCAAAUCAGAGAGAUACUCAUAACAUAUUGUAGAUGAUCCACUAGCGAACACCGACCGAAGGAGGUGUGAGCGUUGUGUUCGAUUCAUAGUCAUGGAAGGUCGUUCGCAAAUAUAAGUUCCUAAAGUCAAGGAAUCGAGCGAGCGCAGACGAACGUUACCGUAUAAUAAUAGUGUAGUACUUCGUUUUCAUUGUUCAAAUUCAUUAUGUAGAAAUAACCAUUCGAGCGAAUCAUUAAGAGAGGUCGUCCGGUUUCGUCUUUGUAUAGUCGUAAGACAUGCGAACCCAAGCGAUAGUUUCAGAUUGUAUUUAGAUAAGUCACUAAGUGGCCAAUCCUCUAGAAACGGAUGAUUCAUCGUCGAAUUAUUCAUCUCACUGCAGUCUCAGAAACAGAACAGAAUAUUAUUGGUGUUAUAUUAAUCAGAUUAUAUCAUACCUAACGUAGCUCAUAUCUGAUCGAUGGAUGCAUGAGAGUUUCUGAGCGAAAAAUCAGGUCCAGUGGCAGGUAAUGAGAAUGGCUCUGAAUGGAACGCCGGUAAAAUGUCGACAAACUGUUGAAAAUCUACGUUUCUGACUACGAUUCAUACCGUAGUGGACCUUAAAAAAAGCAGAAGUUUACCAAGCUGAGAACUUAAUUUUGUUACGAUAAUUGGAUAAUCUUGUUAAUGAUAAAUUGUUUAGAUGAGGAUCAUUUACAUUGUAAAGCAUUAAGCAAAGUAAGAUGAACUGUGUGUUAUCAUCUCUGCUGGUAUUUUCCACACUCAUUGUAACUAUAGCAGGUAUGUACAUUACUGUAACUUAGCAAGUUAGUCCAUGGUCUAUCAUAUUUUUCGUGCUCUUUGUUUCAGCUGUCACAAUUAAGAUACCACAAAAUGAUCACAUCUAUGAACGUACACGUCAAGAUACAUCAUCAAUAUUUCCUGCAUUUAAAUAUUAUAUCGUACCUCGAGAACAUCUCUCGAUAGAAAAUGUUGACUUAAAGACAAUUACAUUACAAUUAAAAACUAGAUUAACUACAGAUCUUGUUGGUCGAUAUACAUGUACAGAAAGAAUUAAUAAUAUCUUGGAAGAGAAUGCAAUAUAUGUUUUUAUUUAUGAUGGUAAAUCGAUAUUUACCAAAUCAUCAUAUUCGAGUGUGAUGAAACAAACGGGUGUGCAUUUUUUUAAUAUACCAUGUCAAACUACCAACUGGUUUACAAAAAUGAAUUGUCCCGUACCGAACAAUGAUCAAUGUAUACCUGUUUAUUACACACCAGAAUUUCAGGCUCAAAGAUCGUCGUUUGAAGUACAAUUAUCAGUAAACAAUUUUGAAAACCAAUUUUAUGAAUAUUCUUUGGUUAUUAAUAAUGUUACAUUUGAAGAUGAAGAAGAAUUAACAAUUAGUGUAAAAUCAAAAAUUCUAAAUAAAAAGACAAUAAAACCGAUUGUUGAUGGUGAUCCAGUUGCAUACUUUUCGUUUAUACCAGAACAAAUUCCACACAGCUUGAAGUGGCGCGAUGAUUUUCGUAAUGAAAAAAUUUAUCCCUAUGGUGUAUUUGAGAAUGAAAUAUAUCGUGUGAUGUGUUCUGUUCAUCAUCGAUCUGAUACGGAAAAACCAUUGAAUGUUUUUAUUUUAAAACGAACGUGUUUGCUUGAUGAUUGUUUACAUAAUCUUAUUGAUACAAAAUCGUGCGGUGAUACAAGAAAGGGUUGGACAAAGAUGAAUGUCGACUCGUAUGCACUAGAUAAAUUUCGUACGCAAUUUACAAGUAUUGAGAGAGAAACAGUUACAGAUCCUGAUGUAGGUCAUCAAUAUCUAUGUUGUUACAAAAAUAGUCUUAUGUCAAAAGGGUUGACAGCAAUGGCAAAUGAUCGAAGUAUGUUUGUUACUAAAAAGCCAGAAUUCAGCAUGGUUACGGGUGAUAUUCUGACAUACGGUUGUGAAGCACAUGAACUUAUUUACGAUGAAAUAUCGUUUGUGUAUAACGAUGGAAUAAACACUUAUGAACGAAAGCGUACUGAUAAUGAAUGGGUACUUGCGGGUACGACACAAAAGAAAAAAUUAGAUUUACAAUGGGUUGUGGAUUCGACUAGAAAAAUUCAUGCGAUGAUCGUAAACGUGUCAACAUCUCCAUUAACAGCACAUGAUAGUGGUUUUAUUCAAUGUAAAGUGACAUCAAAACGUUCGAAUAUUAUACCAGAUAUUACAGAUACUUACACAAUUAACGUUGAUGAUCCUUUGCCAAUGGGUUUUAUUACUCCAUUAAAUCCAAAUCCUAAACUUUAUCGUUCGAGUGGUGCAGAUAUUUAUUUAGAUUGUAAUCAUCAAGGGCGACCUCAACCGAAAGUAAUCUGGCUCAAAGGACAACAGCCAGUGAAAUAUGAUUCUACAAUAACAUUUGGACCCAACAAUGGCUCUUUAAAAAUAAAUCGUCUUCAAGGAUCAGACACAGGAUAUUACACGUGUGAAUUAAACAAUGGUCGAGAUCAGAGUCUGAUACGAAGUUUUGAUUUAUAUGUAAAAGGAACUAAUCCUGACAGUCGUUAUCGUAAAUUUGGAGCCAUACUUGGUUUUAUUUUUGCAUCUCUACUAUUAUUAAUGUUAACUUUACUCGUAAUUGGUGCCUUCAAAUAUCGACAAAUGAAAAAAAAAGUCAAGGCUAGUCAAUUUACUCAAGAAAAACACAAUCGUACAUCACAGUUAUUUGAUGAAAAUCAACAAAUCGUCAAACAGCUUAAACUUAUAGCGUUACCCGAAAAUUUUGCAACAAAAAAUCAAGUCAAAACUUUACUUGGUUAUGUUAAUGAAAGUCAUGAAAUGGAUUCAAAUGAUUUCAAGAAGCUUGGUGAAGGUCAAUUUGGAGUAGUAUACAAGGUUCGUUUGCCCGAUGUUGGUUUUGUAGCUGCAAAAAUGUUGCCAGAAUCAAUUCGAAAUGCUAAUAAUAGGAAAGAUAAAGGAAGGAAAAGUAUCGAAACAGAAGCUCUAAAUAAAGACCAAGAAUUCGCAAAAAAACAGAAAGCAACAGAAAUGUUAAUUGAAGAAUUAAAAGUGUUGGGUAAAGUUGGUCAACAUUUUAACAUUGUUGGGUUGAUAUCAGUCGCAUAUCCCAAAACAGAACUCAAAUCAAUUUUCUCUGGGCCAAUUCGUGACGAAGAUUCAUUUUAUCUAAUGGAAUUAUGUGAGAAUGGUUCAUUAGAAUCCGUGUUAAGAACAUUCAAUACUCAUCAAGAGAACAAUAAUAAUUUGGAAACAAAACCGUCGUUAUAUAAAAAUCUAUCGAACACCAAAGCUGGAAUUACGGUAGAACGAGCUGUCAAUACUUCCUCUUUAACAGAUGAUGAUCUAAAAUUAAUGGCUUAUCAAGUGGCAUGUGGUGUCGAUUAUUUGAACCGUAAACAAAUAGCGCACAGUGAUAUUGCUCCAAGAAACGUACUUGUCACAGAUCGAUUUAUAAUGAAAAUUUGUGAUUUUGGCUUAGCAACAUGGACAACUUACAAGAAUUACAGUGAACAAUUGGCAACUGGUAGGGUUCAACUUGAGAAAAAACAUAAUAGUACAGCCACACAUAAUCUAACACCAGAAUUAGCUACAGCAAUGUUACGUAAUUCAUCAAAUGGUGGUGAAAACCUACUAUUGAAUAAAUCAUCGAUGAACGCAGACGUUUGGUCAUUUGGAAUAUUUCUAUGGUGUUUAUUUCUGAAAUGUAAAUAUCGGCCAUUUAAUCAAAUUCAUCGUGAAGUGCAGCAUCCAUCUGAUUCCGAGUAUAUGUCGCGAUUAUUGAGAAUACUAAGUAGCGGGCGUGUAUUGGAGUACAUCGAUUAUCAUCCUGAAAUUCCAAGAGAAGUCUAUGCCAUUAUUCGUGUUUGUUUACGUGAAGAAACUGAACGUCCUGAAAUGAGCAAUAUUCGUAGUUAUCUCUGUCAUAAGCAAAUGUUAUCAAGACAAGCAUUCGAUUACUAUAAAAACGAAUAUAACCAAGAUAAGGAAGCACAUUCGAACGGUAGUAAUGUAGAAGUUUUUGGUGAAGUUCAAGGUGGUGAAGAUUUACCGAAAUUUAACGAAAACCAUGCUGUGGACAGUGACGGUAAUGGUCGAAUUGAUAUGAAUUACCGUGAUGGUAGUGGUGAUGAUCGACAACAACAACGAAAAGAUUAUGGCUACUAUGUACCUCCGUCAGAAAUAAGUAAUAAGUCGACAAGACCUUUAUUGCCACAUUCAUAUCGUGAUAAUAGUGAUUAUGAUCAAAACGAUUCGUAUUUACAGCCAACUACUGAACCUAAAAAGUUUCCCGCACAUGUAAAAGGAACACACAAUAUUCAAAAUGAUAAUGAACUAGAGAACAGUUCACUAAGGAAAGAUAAUAUAAUGAAUAAGCCACGAAAUGAUAACGAUAAUAUAAAUGUAACAUAUAAUACUGCAUCAAAUACUAAACGUUUAGCACCAUAUUUGCGUGGUAAUAAUGACAGUUACCUCUAA